Molecule: messenger RNA, 1649 nt
Organism: Cryptomeria japonica (Japanese cedar)
Lineage: Eukaryota; Viridiplantae; Streptophyta; Pinopsida; Cupressales; Cupressaceae
Product: protein DMR6-LIKE OXYGENASE 1
Exons: 4
Coding region: 246-1313 (355 amino acids)
Source: RefSeq, a predicted model, not a curated record
AAACACUGACAACUGACAACUGACAACUUCGAAUAGUGUUCAAAACGUGACAAUCAGCUUAAAAAAAUAAUGGACCUUUCCUAGGGCUCCCUAGUUCUCCCAUAUAUUAUUUGAUACAGCUAGAUAAACUGAGUCAAUCUAUGCAGACCUGAAUCCCUAAGCAAUUGAACCUAAAAAGUGUAAGCAUCUCUGAAUCCUAGAGCAAUUUUAGCUAAUCUUCUUUUCAUUUUUAACCCUCAAGUACAAUGAAAUCCAUAGCUCAUGUGGGGCUCAAUCUCAGUGUUGUGGAGAAACUCCUGUCCAAUGGGCACAAUCAUCUUCAUGUUCAGGAUAAGUAUGUCUUUCCUCCGGGUGAACGUCCCGACAUAUCCCAGGUCUGUGAUUCAUAUAAAUUUCCAGUCAUAGACCUCAGAGAUUUGGAUGGGCCUCAUAGAAUAAAGGUAGUGAAUGAGAUUAGGCGGGCAUGCGAGGAGGAUGGCUUCUUCAAGAUCAUUAACCAUGGAGUGCCAGAGACUGUGAUGAAAAGCAUGAUGGACAUUGCCAGAGAGUUUUUUGAAAUGCCUGUAGAAGACAGGGCCUGUCUCUAUUCAGAGAACCCAUGGCAGGCGGCUAGGGUUUCAACAAGCUUCAAUGUCACCGAAGAUAAAUUCUAUAAUUGGAAGGAUUCUCUAAGACACCUCUGUAAUCCAGUGGAGGAAUUUAUCAAUUCAUGGCCUGAAAAACCAGCACUUUACAGAGAGGUUGCAGGGAAGUACUCCAAGGAGAUUAGAGUACUGGUUCUACGGCUUCUGGCUGCGAUUUCUGAAGCUCUGGGACAAGAUUCUGACUAUUUGAAUGCAAUCUUAGGAAAGCAUACCCAGGCACUCCAGAUAAAUUACUAUCCUGCAUGCCCAAAUCCAGAUCUUACCCUUGGCAUAGCACCUCAUUCAGAUCCAGGUGGCAUUACUGUUCUGAUGCAAGGAGAUGUGAGUGGCUUGCAAGUGCUAAAAGAUGGGAAAUGGUUUGCAGUAGAAGCAAUACCCAAUGCCUUUGUGGUCAAUGUGGCUGAUCAAAUUCAGGUUGUAAGCAAUGGACGCUUCAAAAGCGCCGAGCAUAGGGCUGUAACCAAUAAGACCGCCGCACGUAUAUCUAUUCCCACCUUCUAUUCGCCUUCGUUGGAAACCUUCAUUGGUCCUGCACCAUCAAUGGUGGAUGAUGAGCAUCCGGCUUUAUACAGAAGAUAUAAAUAUGAAGAAUACAUGACGGCAUUCUGGAACCAGAGUUUAAAGGGCAAGAGUAUUUUGGAUCGCUUCAAGAUUGAAACCAGUCCAUGAUUGAAAAGUCUGGUAUAUAAAUGCUGUUUUUGGAACAUGCAUAUGCUGGUAUGGACUGUUGACACUAUCUUAUAUAGCAAUGCUUUAUCUGGGAAAUAAUGUGGAAGACUCACACUCUUCCUAUAUUUUAGGAUUUAAGGGUUGGUAAGAACAGCUUUUAUUGUACAGUAAUUUUUUCAAGUCUUUGAUUCUAGAUGUGCAUUCAAGCAUGAGAGAGCUGGUAAGAACAGUUUUUAUUUGGUAGUUCUAAAGUAAAAUUUCUAAGUUUUUUGGUCUGUUUUUUAAGAUGUGCGUUCAAACAUGAGAAAUAAAUAUGUGCAGUAAAUUUUGAAUAAA